ACAGGGACUAGAGCCACUGCCCUGGUUCUGUUGCUUCCAGCUGUUAGGCUGUGGGUGGCCUUGGGCCUGUGCAUGCCCUGGGGGCUGUCAUGAGGAUCCAGUUGGUGCUUAUAAAGCGCUUUGUCAGCACCUUCUGUGUUUGCUGCUCUGAGCAUUGAAUAGUUUACAACGGGGUGGGAGGGGUGGGAGGGAAGGUCCCAAAAUGGACGAGGCACACGCAGCCUUUUGGGUUAUACAUUUGAAGACUCAGGCAGCCUUGUGGUCUGUUGCUUCUGGCCCCUCGGCGGCGACACCAGGGUUUACGACCUCGAUUACUGGGUGAUGUCAGGAUGAAUUGGGCGUCUCAACCCGGAGCUCCCCAAGUCGGAAACCAGCUUGGGAGGAAAGCUGGGUAUUAGGGAAUGACGGCGGGGCGGGGCACAACCGUGGAAGAGGGGUCUGCCUGCGAGCUCGAGGGUCGGCUCUGGGCUGACAGCGCUGCCUUCUCCCAUUGCGAAGCUGCGGGCGGGCGGCGACUCGGCCCGCGAGCCUCUGCAGGAGGAGGGUGCGUGGGCGUCGGAACCCGCGGCGGAACUGAAGGCAGCAGCUCUUGGCGAGCCACCCGGACGGCCUCCCGGAGCACCGUGAGGCGGGCCGGAAAUGAUCUCUCGGCGCCCCUUCCUCACGUGAAGGCGUGGUGUGUUGCUGGCUAGCUGGCUCGACGGGCGGUUGAGGCAGUGCACAACAUUGUGGAACUGCUUGAGGCCCACGAGGACGCAGAAGGGCGCAAGAGUCCGGGCUUGGACAGGGCUCGGAGAUUUCUCCCGCUAGAAGAAGACGGUCGCAGCACUAUGUCUCACGUCGGCUCUCGCAAGCGCUCGAGAAGCCGCAGCCGGUCUCGGGGGCGAGGAUCUGAAAAGAGACGGAAGCAAAGCAGUAAGGACGCCCGGAGGAACUACGACACAUCUGGAUCCCAAGGUCGCAAGGCCAGCGCCGCCUCCGGGGCCGAAGAGAGAAGCAAGCACAAAGCCCGGAGGAGACCACGAUCCAGCUCCUCCUCCUCUUCUUCCAGUUCUUCUAGCUCCUCUCCUUCUUCCUCGUCCUCCUCCUCUUCCUCCAGUGAUGCCCGGAAAAAGCGGGGGAAGCACAAGAACAAGAGGAAGAAGAAGAAGAAGAAGAAGAAGAAGAAAAGAAAGAAAUUGAAGAAGGGCAAGGAGAAGACAGUCCUGCAGCAGGCUGAGGCUCUGCCUGGCCCCUCCCUGGACCAGUGGCACAAAUCGGCCCGGGAGGAAGAUGCUGGCCCAGUCCUAACAGAUGAGCAGAAGUCCCGCGUCCAGGCCAUGAAGCCCAUGACCAAGGAGGAGUGGGAUGCCCGGCAGAGUGUCAUCCGCAGGGUGCUGGACCCCGAGACGGGGCGCACCAGGCUCAUUAAGGGAGAUGGAGAGGUCCUGGAGGAAAUUGUAACCAAAGAACGCCACAGAGAGAUCAAUAAGCAAGCCACCUGCGGAGAUGGUUUGGCAUUCCAGAUGCGAGCUGGGCUGCUUCCCUGAGGCUCCCCGGCUGUGGCCUGGAGAUGACCUCAGGCGGCAUUUGUGCUGAGGGUCAAGGAGGGCACUGCACACCUUCAGGGAGAAAUGAGCUCCCAACUUAGGGAAAGCCAUGAUGUCUGUUGGGUUGCUAAGGCCAGCCCUCCCCCUCUGCCUGCCACGUGCUGGGCCCAGACCUGAUCACGUCCCAAAGGUGGCACAAGUCAUGCACAUAGGAGCCUGGGCCAGGCACUAGGGCUCCCAUGUACUGGCUGUGUCUCCUGUAAAGCAGAGAGGCCAGCAAUGCCACCUCACUGGGCCUUGCCUGGGAGGGACAGAGUCAGCGCUCUAGUGUCCUGGCCCCUGUGUGUAAUACAGUGCCUUGGUGACUGGGAAGAAUGCCCCCCACCCAAUGUUGCCCCACAA
Molecule: messenger RNA, 1931 nt
Organism: Octodon degus (degu)
Lineage: Eukaryota; Metazoa; Chordata; Mammalia; Rodentia; Octodontidae
Gene: Arl6ip4
Product: ADP ribosylation factor like GTPase 6 interacting protein 4
Exons: 7
Coding region: 831-1529 (232 amino acids)
Source: RefSeq, a predicted model, not a curated record